GACAGCAGCGUCAGGAGCUGCUGCUGCAGCGGCGGCGGCUGCUUCUGGACGCCUUGGGGUCGCGCAGCCGCAGCCCCAGUCCAGAGGCUCGUGGCGGUGCUCUGGGCGCUGCCGCCGCUGCUGCUGCUGCGGGCCCCUUGGCGUUACCCGGGCCCCCUCUGCCACCCGGGCCCCGGAUGCCGUCUGUACUCCGGUCGAGCCUGCCGGAGAGUGCUCCCCAGCCUGGACGCCGCCCCCGGCCUGGUCUCCACUCCUCCGCCGCACCUCCCAUGACAGCUCCCGCUCGAAGAUGGCUGCGAAGGGCGCGCACGGCACCCACCUGAAGGUGGAGAGCGAGAUGGAGCGCUGCCGCGCCGAGGGCCAGUGGGACCGCGUGUUCGAGUUGGUCCGGCAUCUGCAGAUGCUGGGCAUUUCCGGCGGCGGCAGUAGCAACCGGCGAAACAGCCCGAGCGGCAGGUUCACCUCUCUGGACACCGAUGACUUUGGGAAAUUGGUGCUAGCGGAGGCCCUUCUGGAGCAGUGUUUGAAGGAUAACCACGACAAAAUAAAAAACUCCAUCCCUUUGCUGGAGAAGACCGAUCGCAGGCUGAAUGAAGCCAGGGACCACCUGAGCAGCCUCCUCAACAAUGGGAAACUGCCGCCACAGUACAUGUGUGAAGCCAUGCUGAUCCUGGGCAAGCUGCAUUACGUGGAGGGCUCAUACCGGGACGCCGUCAGCAUGUAUGCACGGGCUGGGAUCGAUGACAUAUCCAUGGAGAACAAGCCCCUGUAUCAGAUGCGGUUGCUGUCGGAGGCCUUUGUCAUCAAAGACCUUUCUCCUACCAGCCUUGCUCAGUACGUGUGCUCUCUGUGUCCUGCUCUCUACGCUCUCCAGCAUGCCUCCAGCUUCUUGGGGGAACCCAGUCCUGGUGGUCAGAGGCCCUGCCAGGGAGGCCUCUCCCUGGAACGCCUGCCCAGCUCCGUCGCCUCCCACAUCCGCCUGACUGAGCGGGAGGAGGAAGUGGUCGCCUGUUUUGAGAGGGCCUCUUGGGUGGCCCAGGUGUUCCUGCAGGAGCUGGAGAAGACUUCAAACAACAGCACAUCAAGACACCUGAAAGGCGGCCUCUCUGCUGACUAUGAGCUGUCCUACUUCUUGGAGGCUGCCCUCCAGAGCGCAUAUGUGAAGAACCUGAAAAAGGGGAAUAUUGUGAAAGGCAUGAGGGAGCUCCGGGAGAUUCUGAGGACUGUGGAGACCAAAGCAACGCAGAACUUCAAAGUGGUGGCCGCCAAGCACCUGGCAGGGGUCCUGCUGCACUCCCUGAGCGAGGACUGUUACUGGAGCCCCCUGUCCCACCCUUUGCCUGAGUUCAUGAGCAAGGAGGAGAACUCUUUCGUCACUCAGACCCUUCGGAAACCUCACCUCUACGAAGGGGACAACCUCUACUGCCCCAAAGACAACAUAGAGGAAGCCCUCUUGCUGCUGCUCAUCAGUGAGUCCAUGGCAACUCGGGACGUGGUACUGAGUCGGGCACCAGAGCAGGCAGAGGACCGGAAAGUGAGCCUGCAGAAUGCUUCAGCCAUUUACGACCUCCUGAGCAUCACACUGGGCCGGCGGGGCCAGUAUGCCAUGCUGUCGGAGUGCCUAGAGCGAGCCAUGAAGUGUGCGUUUGGAGAAUUUCACCUUUGGUACCAAGUGGCCCUCUCCAUGGUGGCUUGUGGGAAGUCAGCCUACGCCGUGUCGCUGCUGCGUGAGUGCAUGAAGUUGCAGCCCUCGGACCCCACAGUGCCCCUGAUGGCUGCCAAGGUCUGCAUUGGGUCCCUGCAUUGGCUAGAAGAGGCAGAGCACUUCGCCACCGUGGUAAUUGGCCUUGGAGAGGAAGCAGGAGAGUUCCUGCCUAAAGGCUACCUGGCCCUGGGCCUCACCUACAGCCUGCAGGCCACUGAUGCCACCCUGAAGUCCAAGCAAGAUGAGCUUCACCGCAAGGCACUGCAGACACUGGAGAGAGCCCGGGAACUGGCACCCGAUGACCCCCAGAUUAUCUUCUAUGUCUCCCUGCAGCUGGCCCUCGUCCGACAGAUCUCCAGCGCCAUGGAGCGUCUUCAGGAGGCCCUGACGAUGUGCAGAGAUGAUGCCAACGCCCUCCACUUGCUAGCACUGCUCUUCUCUGCCCAGAAGCAUCACCAGCACGCUCUGGACGUCAUCAACAUGGCCAUCACCGAGCAUCCUGAAAAUUUCAACCUGAUGUUCACCAAGGUGAAGCUGGAGCAGGUGCUGAAAGGCCCGGAGGAAGCCCUCGUGACCUGCAGACAAAUGCUGCGGCUGUGGCAGACCCUCUACAACUUCUCUCAGCUGGGGGGCCUGGAAAGGGAUGGCAGCUUUGAAGGCCUCACGGUGAAGAAACAGAACGGUAUUCACCUGACUCUGCCAGAUGCCCACGAUGCAGACUCUGGCUCUAGGCGGGCAUCAUCUAUUGCAGCCUCAAGGCUGGAAGAGGCCAUGUCGGAGUUAACCAUAACAACCUCAGUCCUGAAGCAGGGCCCCAUGCAGCUGUGGACCACACUGGAGCAGAUCUGGCUCCAGGCCGCCGAACUGUUCAUGGAGCAGAGACAACUCAAGGAAGCGGGCUUCUGCAUCCAGGAGGCUGCCGGCCUCUUCCCCACCUCUCACUCGGUGCUCUACAUGCGAGGCCGACUAGCUGAGGUGAAGGGCAGCUUCGAAGAGGCCAAGCAGCUGUACAAGGAGGCUCUCACCGUGAACCCGGACGGCGUGCGCAUCAUGCACAGCCUGGGUCUGAUGCUGAGUCAGCUGGGCCACAAGAGCCUGGCCCAGAAGGUGCUGCGGGACGCAGUGGAGAGGCAGAGCACCUUCCACGAAGCGUGGCAGGGCCUGGGGGAGGUGCUGCAGGAGCAAGGCCAGAACGAAGCGGCCGUCGACUGCUUCCUCACGGCCCUGGAGCUGGAGGCUAGCAGCCCCGUGCUGCCUUUCUCCAGCAUCGCCAGAGAGCUGUGAACCUCUGCCGCGGCCGCCCGCAGGCUGCCUGCCGGGGGCGGAGACAGCAGACGCAGGCAGGGGACAGGGAAGGGCGCGCGUCCGUCCAGAUGUGGGGUCUCAGGGAAUAGAUGACGAGUGAGCACUUCCGCGGGCUUCCAGGCCACUUCUCCCCCACACUCCACACCCUGCGGGCCCAGCUGGGCCUGAGCUCCCAACUGAAGCUGGGUGGACGAGAUUUGCAUCCAAAGCAACCAAAGGCCUUGCUCCCCCGAGGCUGGGCACCUCUUAGAUAAAAGGUGUGUCUGGGAGCCACGCCCCUUCCUUGGCUUCCCCGACCACCCCGGAUUUCCUGGUUUGGGAUGAACCAAUCUUGAGUUUGUGUACCACAGAGAUGAAUGUGCUUGCCAGGCGUCCUCUGGCUGGCCAGACUUUUCCUGGAUACAUUUCUUGGUGCCUUGGGAGACAGACUGGCUUGAAUCUAAGCACCCUCACAGAGCUGGGAGCAGCCUUGCCGCAGAGCCCCGGAUACGUUUCCCCAUCCCAUAUCUCAGGGCAGUGCCCAGGACAGCCACAGCUUGAGGUCCCAGAUACAAAGAGGACAGUGGGCUCCUGGGCUCUCGUCAGCGUCAGCGCUGUUGAUGCCUGGUGUUUCCUUUAUGGGGAGGUUUCCUAGGGGCUACAUGUGAUUUCUCUGUACCACUAAGUGCCUUUGGGACUCUGGCGGCCAGGCCCGACUAAGGUCCCCCUGUCUUCCAUUUUCACUCACUGUCAUCUCCCUGGAGACACGCCCCAGUCAGUAGACUCCGUGGGCCCUGUGCCAGUGGCCUCUAGGAUACGCCUUGGAAUACAAAACAGGGUUCUGACAUAGCCAUUCCUGGUACCUCGGGUACACAGUCCCUCAAGUCUUUCCCUGCAGUGCAGGACCCGCCCACUUGACCAUCUAUAGGCCUCGGUCCAGUACAUCUCAUCAUCCACUGCCCAGUUUUCAUCUUAGGCUUUGCCGAGUGACCCCCGAGGCCCCAGCUUGGCCUUUUGUGCUCCCCUGCCUAGGUUCCCACAGAGGCCAUGCUUGGGUAGAGACGGAGGAGGAACCUGCCUGCCUGCCUCACCUUUCUGUGCCCGCGUGCUGUCAGGUCGCUGGGCAGCUAGCUGUCCCUCCCUGGCUCAUCAGCCAUGCACUCUGGUUUUGAAACUUUCCCUCAGGAAGCCAUCCCACAAGGCCUAGCAGAGAGUUCCUUCUGUCUUCCCUACUCUGGGUGGAGCUCCCUCGGGUUCACCUUUCGCUUGUGUUAGAAUGUGUCGGGUUACCGUGCUGAUCACAGCGGCCUUGCGGAGAAAGCCGUUGGAGUCUGACGGACUGACAUACUCUGCUUGUCCCCGCGUGUCUCCAGAGAGCUGGUGCCUCCUGGCCACAGCCACAGUCCAAAGGAAGGGUAUUCAGUCCUUGGUUGAAGGGUCUCUAUGUGUAUAUGUGUAUGUGUGUGCAUAUAUAUAAUAUAUGUGCUAGAGAUCUAUAUUUUUAUGGAAUUCUGUUAGAGUAAAAAAAAAAAAGAAAAGCAAAUACUAUUGGCAUACCUUGCUGGUCAAUCUUGGCAGUGGGAAAGACAGCAAAUGCAUUCUGAUUAAGCAUUCUCUCUUUGGAGGCCCUGGGAGACAGGCCCAGUGCCUGACAGUGACUUUGGAAAUUGAAUAAAAGACCCUUGAAGGGG
This is a messenger RNA of Mus pahari (shrew mouse), 4680 nucleotides long. It is a transcript of the gene Ttc7a, whose product is annotated as tetratricopeptide repeat domain 7A. Lineage: Eukaryota; Metazoa; Chordata; Mammalia; Rodentia; Muridae. Gene Ontology annotation, biological process: phosphatidylinositol phosphate biosynthetic process; protein localization to plasma membrane. The transcript has 21 exons. Gene Ontology annotation, molecular function: protein binding. Gene Ontology annotation, cellular component: plasma membrane. The record is from RefSeq and is a predicted model, not a curated record. The coding region runs from base 290 to 2989 and encodes 899 amino acids.